UUUUUACAUAUCCACGGCACCGUUUAAGCUAAACGCCGUACGGACAACGGCCCCUGCUCACGCAUAUGACAGGGCUCAGAGCACAAAUUAAAAUAAGCGAAAUGAAUAUUGAUAUCGGUUUCGAUAUUGAAAUAUUAAUCAGCUUCCAAAUAUUCAUAAUUCAUGUCGUGUUGACAGUGAUGAAUAACAAUUGUAUGGCAUUGUAAUUUCACGACUCAAAUAUAUAUCAUUAAAUUUCAUUUCGGACUUCCAGUGGCAAAAACAUCUAACGAGCCAAAACGGACUUGCUUACUGAGUGAUAGCUUGCCAAUCAUGCGAGACGACGGAAUCAUUCGUCUUGGCACAGCGUGUUUUUCUGAUGUCGUAAAAGAUAAUCCGAGAUCAAGUUACACAAGGCUAUUAAAGAAGAACAUUCGAUGAACAUUUAAUUCGUUAUUACGAAAUAAGCACGAUUGAAGUUGUCGAAGUCUAAUGAGGUACAAUCGCGUUGCUUCGACCGGGAGGCGACGGGCACGACGGUUCGACAUUUUGAAGCGUUUGUCCGACAAGUGCGAGUCAUUUUAAAGCGUGCAGUGCAGUUUAUAUACACACACAAUGGACGAGAAACGUGAUAGACCAGACAUGAAUCAGAUGAAAGACCUUAUGACAUGCCCUGUCUGUGCACAGCUGUUUCGGGAACCAAAAAUUCUACCAUGCUUACAUUCCUUCUGCAUGCCAUGCUUGGAAGGUUUGGUCUCCUUCGACGCCCAACACCGAUCAUCCCUAAUAUGCCCUCAAUGUCGCAGGAGAGUACAGAUUCCGGGUGAAGGCGUUUCAUCCUUGCAAACCAACUUGUUCGCCCAGAACAUGUUGACGGUCAUUGCACUGGACAACUCCUCUGUGAAUCAGAUAAGUUGUGAGAACUGCAUCAGCAAGGAACCGCCGGUGUCCAGGUGCACCCUGUGUCGAAAAUUCCUCUGCAAUUUCUGCACGACCGCGCAUCGCCGUUCGCGUGACACGGUCGAUCACCAGCUGUCGAGCUUGGAAGACGUGCGUUCGUGCCUUCCGGGCGAACUUGCCAAGCCGUUGUUCUGUAGCGUGCACAAGAAGGAGAAGCUGGUGUUGUAUUGCGAGUCCUGCCAGAGUUCUGUUUGCAGAGACUGUACAAUGAUGGAACAUCGCAGUCACAAAUACGCAUUUGCGAAAGAGAUCUACAACAAAGAGCGCAGUAAGAUUGCUGAACAACUGAGUGAGGCAAGAUCAACCGGUUUGUUUCUGAAGCAAGGCCUUGCUGCGGUCAGCGAGAUGCGUACGAACGUAGACGAGAGGACACGAGCGAUGAUCAAGGAACUGAACGACAUCUUCACGCAAUGUAUGCGCACGAUCAACGAUCGUUACAGCUUCCUCUACAACCAGGUGCAAAAUAUCCGCAACGAACGCCUGCUCCACUUGGACGCACAGAAGUCCGAGCUUGAGUACGCAUUCGGCUCCAUCCAGAGCAGCAUCGGAUUCACCGAACUGACGUUGCGCAAUAGCACCCAAGUUGAAGUUCUUGCUAUGAAGAAGUAUAUCAUGGAUCGUAUGAAGGAACUGACUGGUGCUCAGUAUAACUGCAUCCCCGUCGCUGACGACAACAUUCGCCUGACGGUGGACAGCACCGUCAUGCAACUUCUCUCCCAGCUCGGACGAGUCGAAGACACGAACACAAGUCCUUCAUCGUCGGUCGUUAAGGGAAUGGACGCGCCGGUCGUUGCCCGUCAGAUGGCCAGCUUCCUUGUGCAGUGUUACGAUGGUCGUGGAAACCCACGAAACAAAGGCGGUGAUCGCAUCGUGGUGACCGUGCAGUCCGCGGACGACAGCUCGUUGCACAUCAAGAGCGAGAAAUGCUUCCAAGCGCAAGUCGUUGAUCGGCAGAAUGGUUGUUAUUCCGUGACCUACACUCCGAUCAACAGUGGCGAACACCUCAUCACGGUGUUCAUAAACGGAAUGGUGCUCAAGGGAAGUCCAUUUUCGGUGCACGUACAAGAGAACGCUAGCGCCAUCCAAACCCCUGUCACGACCCCACUACCGCCCACUUCUCAAUCUCACGUGGACGACCCGUCUACGCUAGCCGACCCGCUGCUUCAAUUUGUAAAUUCGUCCGAAGCGUUCGAAGUCGAGCCCAACCGCUCGGAAUCAAAGCGCCGGGAUGACGAACGCGAGGAAGGCAUGAUUAAUGCGAAGAAAUUCAAACUUGAACAAAAUGACUUUGAUUCACUUCCGGAUCAAUUGUUUGCCCAUUCACCACCCGAGACGAUUCGUAUCAAGCAAGAGCAUGUCGAUACGCCGUGCGUUCCAAGCCGUUGCAGUUUGGACGCAGAUACCCACGUUUCAGCGACAUUGGUUGGAGAGACAUCCUCUCAAAGCAUGGGUAAAGCCGAUAGUACGCCAAGUGAACCGGAUGUGGGAGAGAAACAAGUCGAUUCUCCGUCGGAAACAUUGAGCGCCAACUUCUUAAGCGAACAUUUGGAAGAAAUAUCAAACGCUCACGAUUUCAAAGGAAAGUUCGCCGAUUCGGUGAUGCUGGACGAACAGAUCAGGGCCCAAAAUUCUGAAAGUUACAUGAAGCUUCAUUCCCCAGAUUUUCCGAUGGAUCACCUGAAUAGCAACUACAACGGUCCGCCAUCGCACGAUAAUCCGAGCGAUUCGCCAGCACUUCAUAUCCCCUGCCAAAUCAACACGCCCGAACACGAGUUUAACCACGUCGAAAGAAAUGACGAGAUCGAGAAAGAUUUGUCCGCAGAUCUCAAGUCCGAGUUCUGUGAGUCAGGGUCGCCCGAGGGCGACACACCGUUGGACGGGGAGUCGGCAAAUGCAACCGAUACCGAAGAGCUCGUUGAGGUGGCAAUGGCACCCGUUGCCGAAUCCGAUAGUAUGGAACCCGACAACACGAACGCCGAGGUAACCGGCGAUGACGAACAUGUUUUGGCCGAUAUCAACGACGACGAACCUAAUGAACAAGUGGCCCACUAGAUUGUGUGGUCGAAUAAACGUGAAAAGCCAGCGUCAAAUUGAGGGUGGGGGGAUAAUGGAAUGAUUGCAAACUCGUUCAACGGAGCUCGCUGAUUUAUUUGCUGCCCUGGAACGAUGUUUUGAAAUUUCAGUAAAGUAGUAUACUAUUGUAGGUGUUCCCGGCGCUUUGCAUUGUGCCUGGGAAAUAUUGAGUGUUUUCGGAAAGAUUUUUCAUAUUAACUAUUUAAGCCUCGAUAUCCCGCACAAAUUAAGAUAUGCUAUAACUAUGGCCAAGGUUUCGAUUCGUGUCCUGCCAUCGUUGCAAUAAUUUCAAAAAGCAAAACUUUAGCAUGCUAAGUAACCUAUUUCAGUUUAUCUGAAUAUUACUAAUAGUUUAACCAGUACUUAUGCUUUUGAUCAUUUUAAAUAGUAGUGAUACUGCAGAAAUGCAAUUACCGUAAACUUGUCAAUAUUUUGAAAUCCAAAGAAAGGUUUUUCAUCAAUUUUUUGCCCGAUUUGCGAUGCUGGCCCACGUCGUUUAUUUGGUUUCUUGUAGGAAAACUUAAUUUUCAGUACUUUGAACUUAGUGGCCUUAACAGUUUGAUUUUUGAAUCUUUGAAAUUGUAAUUAGUGCUGUGAUGAAAUAAAAAAUAUUUGUAUGAAUCAUUUUCAUGUUGCAUAAAGUUCAGAAGCAAUGAACUACAAUGGAAUCGAAUGAAACUGCAUUUGCUAGUAUGAAGAAUUUCAAAUUGUCGUAAUAUUCUUAUGUUACUUAGGCCUUUGAGUUCAGAUGUAUUGAACUGUCGUUGUCAGUGGACGUUUUGGCCUGGAACGAUAACUAAUUUGUCUGCAAUCUUUGAAGCCGAAUUAAGGACCAGUUCCAGUCUCUUUUUCUGCUACAUUUUGAUCUCACUGGUUUUUGUCGGCGCAAUAAUUAAACUUUAAGACAAAGGCAACAGAAAUGUACUGGCACUGGUCCUCAAAGAAACGAAUGAGACUGUAUUUAGUGUUGUGACGAAAUAAAACUAAAAAAAAUAUAACCACCCGUCGGAGUAUAUCCCUAAUUGUUGCAUUAAUAGCCUUAAGGUGAUUCUUUGUACUUAAGAUGGCCACCAAAGAAGGUUUUC
Molecule: messenger RNA, 4097 nt
Organism: Dendronephthya gigantea
Lineage: Eukaryota; Metazoa; Cnidaria; Anthozoa; Malacalcyonacea; Nephtheidae
Product: tripartite motif-containing protein 45-like
Exons: 4
Coding region: 595-2991 (798 amino acids)
Biological process (GO): positive regulation of DNA-templated transcription
Cellular component (GO): nucleoplasm; chromatin
Molecular function (GO): protein binding; ubiquitin-protein transferase activity; zinc ion binding
Source: RefSeq, a predicted model, not a curated record